AAAGGAGCGGGAAAUUUGGAGUCCCGGAAAUGACGGGCCUGUGGUGACUGUGGUCUUGCUAGGCUGGCUAGGAGCGAAGCCUAAGCACUUGAGGAGGUACGUGGAGCUGUAUAACUCCAAGGGUUUUCAUGCUGUCACAUUCGUAGCUUCGGUGAGAGAUGUACUUUCCUUUGAUUUAGCGAGGAAACUCGAGGAGAGGAUUGCAUCCAUGGCUAGUGAGCUCGCAUCUUGGCUGUCACAUCCAGAUAAGGACGGCCGCGAAAGGGUCUUGAUCUUCCAUACUUUCAGCAACACCGGCUGGCUUGCAUAUGGUGCCAUUCUUGACAAUUUGAGAAGCCAAAAGGAUCUACUGGAUAAGAUCAAGGGAUGUGUUGUUGAUUCAGGAGGAGACCCGCAUAUAGAACCUAAGGUGUGGGCAGCAGGCUUUACUGCAGCAUUGCUAAAGAAGCGUAGCUCUUCUGUAUUGCCCGGAGAAGUACAUGAGUUGUCACAUGGUUCCCCUACAAUGCAGGAAAAGAAGCCCUUGUUAAUGGAAACAUUGCUGUUUGAAGGAUUUGAAAGACUCUUCUCAUUUCUUCUGAAAUUGCCAAGUGAAAACCGAAGGUUGGUGAAGAUCAUAUCUACUCUUGUGAAUGACCAACCGCCUUGUCCUCAACUUUAUCUUUAUAGUACUUCAGACAAGGUGAUUCCAUUUCGGUCUGUUGAGUCGUUCAUUGAUGAGCAGAGGGGGAGGGGGAGAGAAGUGUUGUCAUUCAACUUCAGGACAUCUCCCCAUGUAGACCACUAUCGAACUUUCCCUUCCACUUAUGCUUCGCUGCUGCAGAGUUUUCUUGAAAGAUGUUUGGUCAAGGUUAAGAAAACAUAGUGAUCUGUUUAACUACUCGAAUAUGUCAAAUUAUAUUUGAUCUUCGAUUUUACAAAUUAUAAUUGUCAAAUUGUAUUUUUUUUGAAAGGGUCAAAUUGUAAUUCUUAUGUCAUAAAAUUUUGAAUGGAGUGGAUUAUGCUGAAAAUGACAUUCAGCCUUGAGACUGAUAAUUUAGACGAGCGUGCUAUUAUUAUUACUAGUAAACUCACCC
This is a messenger RNA of Cuscuta epithymum, 1076 nucleotides long. The record is from the annotation of a GenBank genome assembly. Lineage: Eukaryota; Viridiplantae; Streptophyta; Magnoliopsida; Solanales; Convolvulaceae.